Arthroderma uncinatum is the source of this 735-nucleotide messenger RNA. Its product is annotated as reduced viability upon starvation protein 161. Gene Ontology annotation, cellular component: actin cortical patch; Rvs161p-Rvs167p complex; mating projection tip. Gene Ontology annotation, biological process: endocytosis; actin cortical patch localization; actin filament organization. The transcript has 4 exons. The coding region runs from base 1 to 735 and encodes 244 amino acids. The record is from RefSeq and is a predicted model, not a curated record. Gene Ontology annotation, molecular function: lipid binding; protein binding. Lineage: Eukaryota; Fungi; Ascomycota; Eurotiomycetes; Onygenales; Arthrodermataceae.
AUGAUGAAGACUGGUCAUGUUGAGAAGACCAAUGAUCGCGACUAUGAAAUUGAAGAAAGACGUUAUCGCACAAUGGAAUCCGCGGCGAAUAGGCUGCAGAAGGAGGCAAAGGGGUAUUUGGACUCAUUGCGAGCUAUGACUGCUUCUCAGAUGCGAAUUGCCGAGACUAUUGACGCCUUUUACGGCGAUGCUGGUGCCAAGGAUGGAGUGAGCAGGAGUUACAAGCAGGCCGUUGAAGAUCUGGACGCAGAAACGAUCAAGGCUCUCGAUGGGCCCUACAGAACAACUGUUCUUGACCCAAUUUCUCGUUUCUGUGCAUACUUCCCCGACAUCAACGAAUGCAUCAAGAAACGCAACCACAAGCUUCUCGACUACGACUCUAUGCGUGCCAAAGUCAAGAAGCUCGUGGAAAAACCAGACAAGGAUGCCACCAAGCUACCGCGCGCCGAAAAGGACGCUGAAAUGGCCAAACAGGCCUACGACCAAUUAAAUGAACAACUAUAUAACGAAUUGCCCCAGCUUAUCGAUCUGCGGGUUCCCUACCUCGACCCAUCGUUCGAGGCUCUGGUCAAGAUUCAGCUCCGUUUUUGUGCUGAGGCGUACAGCCGUAUGGCUCAGGUUCAGCAGUAUCUCGACUCGGACACGAGAGAGGAGUAUGCUGCCGGUAACCUGGAUAAUAAGGUAGAACAGGUGCUGCAGGAGAUUAGAGAUUUAAGCAUUGCUGGGACCGUUUGA